GAUCUGGCGGAAGACAAUCGUGCGCGUGCCGUGGAGAAGUUUUCGGAAAGGCUACCGAGACGCUGGCGGCCGUUGCGCAGUCAGUAGUACCUCAGCCGGGCGAGGGCGAUCGAACCAGACGGCAGCUGACGGCUGGCUUGAAUCAGAGGCAGGGGAUAGAGGGAGAUAUUGGUUUUGGGGAAGGGAAAAGUCGCAUGGGGGUGGAGUUGGAGGAGGCAAAAACCAGAGUGGAGCAUGGGAGCAUGGGAACGAGCAUGGGAGCCGGCAUGCGAAGAAGCAUGGACAUAGAGGUACAAGGCGCAGGGACAGGAGGGUUGGGGGCAUGGCCAUGGCAAGAAGCAUGGGCGGCGGCACAGCGACAAAUGCGGAACGGCGGAGACCUCUGGUACCAGCCUUGGGACCUUGAAUACCUUAACAAGCGACCUGGGCGGCAGAAGCGGCGGCGGACCACAGGCGACGGGCGACGGAGGACGGACGGCGAGGAGCGACGGAGCAGGAACGACAGGCUGGCCAGCAGCAUGUGUGCGACUCCGACAAAGUCAAUGAACACGGUCCACGGCGUUGAAGGUUGGAGCAUGGAGCAUGGAGCAUAUGCUGAGAUGGUGGUUGGAAGUGGUCCUUGCGCCGAGUGUAUAGCAGUUGUACCACGCAUUUGCACCAUCCGGCCCAUGUUCCCCCCCCCCACCGCUGCAGCCCACUCGAGGCUCGUCAGACAGCCAAGGCCUGAUUUGUAGAGCAGCCAAGGGAAAAGAAAUGAGGUGAAGGACAGACGCAUCAGCAGUGCAUGCCCUAUCUCCACAUUGCCUAUACAAGGACCGGAC
Molecule: messenger RNA, 821 nt
Organism: Myriangium duriaei CBS 260.36
Lineage: Eukaryota; Fungi; Ascomycota; Dothideomycetes; Myriangiales; Myriangiaceae
Source: the annotation of a GenBank genome assembly